AAAAUAGUAAUCACACAUUUUAUUUUUGUAGGCCCCAAAAAUGUUCGUAGGCCCUAGGCACAAUGCCUAUAGUGCUUAUGCGCCAAUACGGCCCUGUCUGAUCUAAGAAGACCUUCUCUGACUUUUAGUCUAUAUUAUUAUUCAUUAUGACUAGAUUUUAUAUUAUCUACAGCCGGUGAUUACAUUAUUUAUAUUGUGAAAUGGAAUUCUAUUAUCAUUCAUUAUCAACACUGAAGUAGAUUAUAGAUACAGACGCACAGCUUGUAGACAUUACAGAUUUUCUAAAUUUAUAAAUAAUAACAAAUAAUUAUGUUAAUCGCGAUCACUGGGCACAGCAUUAUUGUGCAUACUGCAUAGACUAGCGUACCUACUGUCACCGUGUUAAUUUUAUUACGUGUUACUGUACUGCUGUCUGAAGAUAACAAUCUGUCGUGUAUUGACUACAUAUUAGCGUUUGUAAUUUAACUCUGUAGAUAUACUUUGCACAGCUAACCAAGUGUAGUUUUUGGUUACACAGUGUUUAAUUUUUGAACUCAAAUCUAGUGCGUUUAGACUUUUUAAAUACAAUUUAGUUUCCAAGUCGGUUGUUCAUCAUGCAACACAAUAAUGCAAAAAGCAUAAUAUUUUAUAAUGGGUUGACUGAAAAAUCCUCUUGUGGUUACUGUAAGAAAGACAAUUCUAGCUAUAGCAAUGGCAUGUGGGCUUCUAGUCUUACAGUAGAAGCAUACCAAGAUAUGAUUGAUCGUGGGUGGCGACGUGCUGGCAAGUAUUGUUAUAAAUCAAUCAUGGAUAAGACUUGUUGUCCACUUUACACUAUCAGAUGUGAUGCUUUAAAUUUUGAGAUAUCAAAGUCACAGAAAAAAAUCAUAAAAAGAGUGACUGCAUUUUUAAAAAAUGGAGAAUAUGAAAAAAAUCCAAUAAAUACUGAACAAGCUGAAAGAGAACCCCUCAUGAAAUAUGAAGACAUACAAAAUCAUGAUGAUAAAAUGAAAAUUACUAAUAGUGAUUAUUUAUUUGAUGAAGAACAAAGUACUUCUGAUAUUGGUUCAAGUGAUAGUACUUUAGUUAUUACAAAUAAAGAAGAUAGUAAAAUGGUUGUACCUCUUAAUUUAAAUUUCAACGUUGAAACUCAGAAAGAAACUAAAAAAGUUAAACCAGGUAAAGGAGCUGAUCCAAAUUUGCCGAGUUCAAAAAAAAAAAAGUUUUUACGCAUUCAAAAAAAACUAGCCAAGGAUCCAAAUUUUGUACCUAAAAUCUCACCUCCUCAACAAAAAUGUUUAGAAGAAUUUAUUGCUGAAAAUGAUUCAGUAUAUACUGAUGGGGAUAAAAAAUUAAGAGUGUCCUUGGUCAAGACCGGCACAGAAGCAUUUUCUCAAACUUUCACUGCUGGAGCUACCCUAUUUGCCAAAUAUCAAAUAACUGUGCACAACGAAACACCAGAUGACUGUAAUAUGGAGCAAUACUUAUCAUUUCUUGUUGAUUCACCUUUGAAGGCAGAAAAAUCAAAUCAUCCCGAUCAUCCUGGGUAUGGUUCAUUUCAUCAACAGUACUGGCUUGGUGAUAAACUAAUAGCUGUUGGAGUAAUAGAUAUCUUACCAAAGUGUGUAUCAUCUGUCUAUUUAUUUUACGACCCAGACUAUCAUCAUAUGGUGUUAGGAACUUACAGCUCUUUAAGGGAGAUAUGUUUAGUGAGACAAUUGCACAACAUGUCACCUGAUUUGAAGUAUUACUAUAUGGGCUAUUACAUACAUUCAUGUCCAAAAAUGCGCUAUAAGGCAAAGAUUCGUCCAUCUUACCUAUUAUGCCCACUUAAAUACACAUGGCAUGCAAUUGAAAAAUGCAUUCCGAAACUUGAUGAUAAAAUGUUUUCAAUAUUCAACGAGUCUGAUGAUACUCAAGAAGAUGAUAUUUUCACAAUAGAUAAUAUUCUAGUUCUAUAUCGUGGUUCAUUGAUGCCUUAUUCAGCGUACAAAAUAAUUGGUCGUAAGAAACAUCAAGAUGAACAAGUUAUUAAAGAAUAUAAAAUGUUAGUUGGACCUAAAUUGGCACGACAAUUAAUUUACUGCAUUAUGGAUUAAUUAUCAAUAGUCAACUAUAUAUAAUACAUCGAUCUGAAAUUUUUAACAACUUUAAAUAUUGUUUGUUUAAAAAUGUAUAUUAUAUUUAAUUUUUAUUGCCUUUAUUUUAAAACUAACACACACAUAUAUAUAUAUAUAUAUUUAUUUAUAAUUGUCAAUCAUAUAAAUGAGUAUAAUUAUUUGAAACCAUAAGUUUCUUUAUAAUUUUAUAUCUUAUUUGCUAAUCUUGUAAGCGUGUCUUGAGCUUUUAAAGAGUUUCUGAAAAUAAUAAUUAAAAAUAUGUAUGAAAUUUAAGCAAACUCUUGGUUCAACUAGAGGAUACUAAGUAUAGAACACUUAUUAUUAGAAGCUCUUAUAUUGUAACUUGAAGUUAGCAAAAAUAAUUACUUAUCAUGUAUAUUAUAUUACACGUAUUAUUUGUAUCAAGAUAAUAUUACCUACACAGAAAUGUA
Messenger RNA from Rhopalosiphum maidis (corn leaf aphid), 2530 nucleotides. RefSeq names its product arginyl-tRNA--protein transferase 1 (gene Ate1). The record is from RefSeq and is a predicted model, not a curated record. Lineage: Eukaryota; Metazoa; Arthropoda; Insecta; Hemiptera; Aphididae. The transcript is spliced from 10 exons. Gene Ontology annotation, biological process: protein arginylation. Bases 594 to 2078 code for a protein of 494 amino acids. Gene Ontology annotation, cellular component: cytoplasm. Gene Ontology annotation, molecular function: arginyl-tRNA--protein transferase activity.